Molecule: messenger RNA, 1529 nt
Organism: Triticum aestivum (bread wheat)
Lineage: Eukaryota; Viridiplantae; Streptophyta; Magnoliopsida; Poales; Poaceae
Exons: 6
Coding region: 3-1412 (469 amino acids)
Source: RefSeq, a predicted model, not a curated record
GGAUGCUCGCACGUCCCCACUCCGCCCGCUCGCUAAGCUUCCCCUCCCCUUCUUCUCCCCACUCCUCCUCGCCCAGCCCAACCGGGACCCCCAACCAACCCCCCCACCGUUGCCGUUGCAGAGCCCGCCACGCCACGCCGCCCAUGGACUACGAGCGCAUCCACGACCCGCCCCACCGCCAGUCGGGCGGAUUCUCGCCGGCCAAGCUGCGAGCGAUGCUUCUCGGGCUCGAGAAGCACCAGCACUCCGGCGAGGACACCUCGCCCGAGGCCAACGACUCCGGCGAGCUCGACGACCGGAGGAGCUUGGAAUGCUCCACCUCCACCGAGAUGUCCAGCAACAGCGGCCACAGAUCAAGGAACCGGGCUCCGGAGGACGACAGCUUCGACUCCGAGAGCAGCUCUUCGGGGCCGACAACGGUUAAGAGGGCCGCGGCGGUGUCUGCUCUGCUGCCGCCGUUCUCUAGACCGACGCCGUCGAAAUGGGACGACGCCGAGAAGUGGAUUUCGAGCCCGACGGCGAACCGUACUGGCCGUGUGAUGACCGCCGCAGGGUUUGCGCCGAAGAAGACGGCAUUUGCUUUACCUGAGCACGGUGCCUGCCCGCCAGCCGCUGCUAAGGUGGUCGCCGAGGUGCCGAGAAACACCGGAACAUUGACUGAUAAUUCAGUUGGUUCCACGCAGCCCGAUUCAAUCAAACCUGCAGAAACUGCCCCAAUAGUCGACGAACCAGAACACGUAAUUCGGUCUGUCUCGAUGAGAGAUAUGGGAACAGAAAUGACUCCGAUUGCCAGCCAGGAGCCCUCUCGGACUGGGACUCCGAUAAUAGCAUCCAGCCCUACCUCCACUAGGACGCCAACUCCUAACCGGAGCGUAGAAUUUGGUGUUGGUACAAUUGAUUCCAGCAAGAUGGGCAUGUCUGAGGAGGAGCUACAGUUGAAUACCAGGAAGGAAAUCAUGGAUCUAGGCGAACGGCUAGGCAAGACGACCAUAGCUGCAUGGGCAAGCAAGGAAGAGAGAGCUACCGCAAAUUUCGCAAAUGUUCCAGCUGAUAAGGCUGUAGAAAUCGACAGAGAGACCCGUGCUGCAGAUUGGCACGAGGCAGAGAAAGCAAAGUAUCUUGCAAGGUUUCAGAGGGAAGAGGUAAAGAUCCAAGCUUGGGAAAAUCACCAGAGAGCAAAAAUUGAAGCUGAAAUGAAGAGCAUAGAGGCGAAGAUGGAAAGAAAGCGAGCUCGCGAGCACGACAGGCUUGCGAGGAAGCUGGCAUCAGCGAGGAGCAGAGCAGAGGCGAAGAGGGAGGCCGCGGAGGCGAGGAGGAGCCAAGAAGCGGAGCGAACGGAUGAGCAGGCGGCGCAGAUCCGUAAGACCGGGCACAUACCUUCCUCAAUCUCCUGCUGGUGCUGGUGCCUAUGAUAAAUCCCAUGCCUCUGAGCAUCGUAGAAAUGUUUCUCCUGAAAACGACCAUUGUAAAAAUGCUACUGGCUCAUCUUUUACCAGCAAGGAAUGCAAAGUGUGUCGCCGUUUUCGUCC